AUGACACAAAGCCGCCCAUAUUUUAACUAUGAUAUACAUCCAGGAAGAUAUACUUGCAUUUCGACAUUUCGUCGAACUCCUCUCUCAGCAGAGGAAUAUCUCGAUGUUAUUGCUGGUGAUAUUCUAGUGGUUGAAUGUCGACCACAAAAUGCUACGGCACCGACCUCUUUUUUAUAUGGACUUAAUGAAACAACAAAACAUAAAGGAUAUUUUCCGGCAUAUUGUAUAGAUGUACGUGAAUUCGGAUCACUUCAACUAAGAAGCAAAAGCACCGAUCGAAUUGCUUCUUCCCACAUUUUUCCAAAUUCACAGCUUAUAAAAGCUACAAAUGUUGAUCCACAAAGCUUACUACAACCAGUUAUACCUCCAAGGUGUAAACGUCUACUCAAUGUAUCUUCCUCAUCCUCGUUACUCAGUAUACCAUUUAAUUCAUAUUCUCAUUCAUGUACAAAUCUGUCGAUUCCUUCCCAAGAUACUUUACCUCAUGAAGUUCAAAAGUGUAAUGUAUCCGUACCAACCUUAUCCUACCGUUGUCAUCAAUUUGUUAAUGUUUCUAUCAGUUACCCGCUAAUAUGUAAUCUAUGUAAUGAUUAUAUAGUGACACCACGGUGUAAUGCUAAUAGAUGCUUUGCUUGCAAGUCUGUAUUUCAUCUUGUUUGUGCUGAAUACUCUAAAAGAUUUGAAGUAUUCACGUGUCAGCCUCCAGUAAAUGACAAUUCGACAAUUAAAUCAGAGAAAUUGACUUGUUCAUCAACAUGUAAUGCUUUCUCAUUGUUAUCGUCUUCUAUUUCAACAACUGAACAGCCACUGGCUUCUUGGAAUUGUAAUCAAGUAGCCCAUUGGUUAGCUGUUGUUGGCCUUGGUCGAUUUGUUCGAUUAUUCAUCAAAUUGAAUUUAGAUGGUAAUUUCCUUUCAGAAGUUACUUAUGAUUCACCUCAUUUGUGUAGAGUAGCUGACCCAUUUGCUCGUGAAACAUUAGAAAGAGCAAUAUUGACUUUACAAGGUAAAGAACCUACUCCUGGAGAAAAUCUGGACAUAUUCGCGAAUUUGGAUAUCGAUAGAAAAUUUCCAGGAAAAAGUAGCGAUUCUCGGCAGCACGAUUUCCAGCUCACCUCUUUUUACAGAAUAGUCUCCUGUAUAGUGUGCAAUAUUCCUUUAUUAGGCUUCAGUCAUCAGGGAUUCCAGUGUAAAAAGUGUGGAGCUAUUUGUCAUCGUAUCUGUAAAGCUUUAGAGUAUUUUUCAAAUUGUCCUGGAGUAUUUUGUGCGACUAAAGAAUUUAAUCCCGAAAAGCCGGGCGCUGGCUGUGAAACGAAUGAAAUUCCCACUUCAUUGGUUCCGUAUGUUAGUGAAUACUUUGGUGUUAAAUUGGAAGAACAAAAAUUAGAUUCUAAUUCAAAAGUCCCUGUAUUCUUAACUACAUGUACUGAACAAAUAGAAAAACUAGCUUCUGAAAGCUUUAUUACUGCCAGUAAUAAUCCGUGUAUUCAACCUGUUGACUUGGCUAUGGUUUAUCAACAGUCAGCUUUAACGCAUACUCUACAAGAACUUCAUGAUACAUUUGCUCAUUGUUUACCAUUACCUGGUAUAGAACAGUCAUCUACCCAUCCGUUGGACAUUGUACGUUUUGCCCAAUUAAUGAAAGCUUUUCUUCGUGAUUUACCAGUGAAUGUGAUACCUGAAGAGUACUAUUUAGAUUUUUGCAGUUUAGCAAAUAUAAGAAAUAUAGAUGAAAAGGAAAAAGCUGUUCAUGCAUUUCUUCAAAGUCUUCCUGAACUUCAUCGGUUGUGUUUGAUUCAUAUUUUUAACCAUUUAGUCUUCGUGCUGAAUCAUCAAAAUAAGUUAAGGUCUUAUUUGUCAGAUUCAUCGUCUGUCAAUCUGAACCGGUCGAAUUCAUUUUCCAGUAUAAAUGUAUUGAAUAAAGCUACUCCUUGGUUGAUGGUUUUUCGACAAAUCCUUGUUCGACCACCAUGGCAUCUUAUCACCGACAUAGCUAUGGGUAUGGAUACACAUAUGCGUGCUUUAGAGGCUCUCUUUUCAUCUUUUGUUGAUCUUUCCACUGAGGAAUUAGAAUGUACAUCCCAAACUAAAAAUUCCGAAGCACAAUCUGAUGUAUCAGAUUCAAAUCUUCAGAGAAAUUAUGUAUCUUUUUCGCAAUUUGAACGUAUUUCCAGAUAUCAGGGUGAAAAACAUACAUCUUCAGAAUCCGUCUCACUAUAUCCUACUAAUGAAGUUGCACCAACUAUUAAUACUCCACCUAGUCCUACUUCAAUUGCUGCUAAUAAAAAAGAUUUAAAGAAUCAAGAAUGGUAUUGGGGUGAUAUAACUCAAGAAGAGGUACGUGAACUGAUGACAGAUCUUCAAGAUGGAUAUUUCCUUGUUCGUGAUGCUUCUGGGAGUUCAUCUGCUGCAUUCACUUUGGUAGUCAGAUGGCGUGGUUUAAAUAAGUUGAAUCGAAUAUAUCAUCGUGGUGAUUAUUUCGGGUUCACUGAUCCCCCAUAUCCAAGUUGUCGUUUAGUUUCUGAACUUGUUGAAUUUUGUCGUGUUCAUCCACUAACUUUGACUAGUUGUAGCAAUCUACGAUUAAUUUGGCCUGUAUCGCGUCGUCAUAAACGUUUUCAUGGCAAAACUGAUAUCUCAUUCGAUAAUACUGUAUCUAAUGAGAAUAGGAGCGAUGCAGAUGGAGUGUUUGCCUGCUUCCUAACUGAGUCACAAUUGAACAGUGAAUUGAAAAGUAAAGCUGCUGAAAUUAAUCAGUUGGAUAAAGUUAUUACUGAUUUACAGUUACAGUCAAAAAAUGCAAUUGAUUUGAAAGAGGAAGGUGUUCGUCUUAUAAAGGGUUAUCAAAAGAUACGUAAUUGGUUACAAACCUCAUUGAGUCAGUUAGAUGAUUAUUCAUAUCCUAGUGAAAAGUUAAAGAUCUCACCUCAAAUUGAAACACUAAAAAGAGAAAUAGAUGAAAUUGAAAGACAAAUCCAAAUUAACAAGGAAGAGGUUAAUAAUCAAUCCAAAAAAGCUCGAAUAAUAUGUGAAAAUUAUGCUAAUGCAAUUUUUCGUCAGCGUAAAGUAAGAAGACAGGCCCACGAGAUUCGACGAGCAUUAAAAGACCGAGGAUUUAAAGAAGAGUCUUUAUCUUCUUCGAGUUCUUCAUUAUGUGAUGAUUCCAUUUCUUCAGCGAAACAGUCAAUCGAUAGCCAGAGUAAUAUUGUACCGGGAAAUUCUACAAGUUCUCAUGAUGAUAUCUAUUUACCGGAGGAGAUACGUGAUCGCCGAUAUUGGUUCCUCACAGAUGCUACUAGAGAAAAGGUAGAGGAGUUAUUGAGGGAUAGACCUGCUGGGACUUUUGUUGUCAGACCUUCUGCUACUAGUGAUAAAUUGGCGUUGGGUAUACGGUUAGCAACAUCUGUUCAACAUUGUUUAAUUCAUUGUGUAAAUGGAAAAUAUGGAUUUGUUGAAAAUUCUUGUACAUUUGAAUCAUUGGAAGCUUUGAUCUGUUACUAUCAUGUGGAGAAUUUAAAGCGAUACAAUAAUCUACUCAACAUAACUUUAAAGUAUCCAAUUAAGUUGCAAUUGGAUGACUGA
Schistosoma curassoni is the source of this 3579-nucleotide messenger RNA. The record is from the annotation of a GenBank genome assembly. Lineage: Eukaryota; Metazoa; Platyhelminthes; Trematoda; Strigeidida; Schistosomatidae.